GUAAACAGAAGCGAGUAGUUGCACUGCGAGUUCUUCAGUACAAGAAGACAUGUGAGCAAGUGAAUACAACUUGUUUUGUUCGUAUUAGAAACAUUUCACAAAAACUCCAGCGUGUGUGCUGUGAUGGGUUCUGCUCAGUGGCUGAUGAAAUGGAGACUAAAGGAACCGACGAGGUGGACAAACUGAAGUCCAAGUUCAUGUCAGCAUGGCACAAUGUGAAAUACAGUUGGGCUCUUAAAACAAAAACUGCCUUCAGCCGUAAUUCUCCUGUUUUCUUGUUGGGGAAAUGCUAUCAUUUCAAGGCUGUGGAUGACGAAAGCCCUACUGAGAGUAGUACUGCUGAUGCAUUAGAUGAUGCUGAUGAUGUUGUCACAGGUAACGUUGAUGGAUUUCGAAGGGACUUCACCUCACGAGUUUGGUUCACCUAUCGAGAAGAACUUCCUGCCCUUCCAGGCUCCACCCUCACUUCAGACUGUGGGUGGGGUUGUACACUCCGCGCCGGGCAGAUGGUUUUGUCCCAGGCUCUCUUGCUUCACAUUUUGGGUAGAGACUGGACCUGGGCAGAGGCACUGACCCUGGAACCACUGGAUACAGAGACAUGGACCAGCAGUGCAGCACGGAAACUUGUGGCCACAUUAGAGGCCUCCGUUCAGGGAGAAAGAGCACAAGUCACACAGCCUCACUGCUCUUCUCAGGGAAGGGCUGAGGAGGCUGACUCCUACCUGAAAGAGGCUUAUCACCGCACCAUUGUGUCUUGGUUUGGAGAUGGACCUUUAGCCCAGCUAGGCAUCCACAGACUAGUGCAGCUAGGGUUGACAUCAGGAAAACAGGCAGGAGAUUGGUACGGCCCAGCAGUGGUGGCACACAUACUCAGAAAAGCUGUUGAUGGGGCCACAGACCCGAUGAUAAAAGGCUUAAGUGUUUAUGUAGCACAGGACUGCACAGUGUACAGUGCUGAUGUUAUUGAUAGCCAUUUGGGGCAGACGGGCAGCCACAGUAAUCCUCAAGGACUCGAUACUGGAUCUGCUCCUGGUAGUAGGGCUGUCAUCAUCCUCAUUCCUGUGAGACUAGGUGGAGAGAAGAUCAACACAGAAUACUUCAGCUUUGUCAAGAGCAUAUUGAGCUUAGAGUACUGUAUCGGCAUCAUUGGCGGAAAGCCUAAACAGGCCUACUAUUUUGUUGGAUUUCAAGAUGACAGCUUGAUUUACCUGGACCCUCAUUACUGUCAGUCUUUUGUGGAUGUCAGCACAGGCAAUUUCCCUCUGCAGUCUUAUCAUUGCCCAUCACCAAAGAAAAUGUCUUUCAAUAAAAUGGACCCAAGCUGUACAAUUGGAUUCUACUCCAAAAACGUUGAACACUAUGAAAGAAUUAGCAGCGAACUGUCAAAGAUAUUGCAGCCUUCAUCUAAAGAGAAAUACCCUGCAUUCACCUUUAUGAAAGGACAUGGAAAGGAUUAUGAGCUUUCGGUUUCUGUUGAAAAGAGAGAAUGGCCUUUCAUCAGGGACACAACAAAAGCUGGGGCAAUAUCAGGAGACUUUGUUCUGCUCUGAGAGAUACCUUUGAGCCAUCAACUCACAGCUCAAGUAAUACUCUACAAAUCAGGACUACUAUUGUACAUCUGGACCAGUCUUUCUUUAACACUGUGGAUCUAAAAUGUAGGACCCUAUGCCACAUUGAUUAUUCAUGUCAAAAGGCCAAGUUAAAAGACUGAAUGCAUGCUUCACAAAGUUGAACACUUAAGUGAACCUAUGUACUGUACCAAUACCGAUGUCAAUACAUUGUCCUUAUCUAGUUCUUGGCAAUAUGUGCUUGUAAGGAAAGCAUGAUGUAUAGAAUUUUUUUAUAUAGUCUAGGCUCUGGAGUGCUCCAUAACCCAUCACAGAUUAUGGCCUCUGUCACACACUAUAUUGAAGUUCGGGUCCCUUUACUAUCUAAACCUGCAAAUAUUGCAGUGCUUUUUGUAUAAAUGCAAAACAUAAAUUUCGUAAUUAAACUAGAAUCACAUUUUUCCCUCUAGGUUAAUAUAGCUAUUAAAAACAAACAAAAAAUUAAAACAAAUCAAAUAGUAGAUGUAGUUUCUUAUUUGAAAGGUGCACAUCAUUAUGAGAUGAUGGUUGAUUUGUGUCAUUGACUUGUGUUUUAUGUUGAAUGGAAGGAUAAUGUGCCUUCACUGUGGAGUAGGAAACACUGUAUCACAUAAGCCUGCAUGCACAGCGAAAAUAAACAUGUCAUAGUGCUUGUUUGGCAGUAGUAGCUAGAUUAAAAAGGUGGGGGGGGCCUUCAUACAAUAUUAAUUGGUUUUAUAAUUUAUUAACAGACGAAUGGUUUAAUGCUAAUGUGUGAAAUGAAGAAUUUCAGAGCUGCUAUGUUCUCAUAGUAUUCACGUGUCUCUAUUAUUUUCAUAAGUUAUGAUGCAGGACAUUAAUUAGUAUGAAUCAAAGGCAUAAUUAUUUAUAUAACUUGACUGUUUCAUUUUUCCCCCCUUGAAGUUAGUGAUAAUUUCAGCAAAAUUGUCAACAUAAAAGAAGAUAUUUUACUUCCAUAUCCAGUUGUUGUGAAUAACUUGGAAACACCUUGAAACCAAAGCACUUGACAUGGAACAGAAAUGCAACACUAGCUCUAGCACACAGUGUUAAUACAUUGUAUUUAACCACCCUAAUGUUGUUUUCUGUUAUUUAUGCAGACCUACUAAUUCUACCAUUUCAAUGUUUCAGAUUAGAUUUGAUAACCUUUAAUACCACAGUGAUUUUAAUAUCAGUUGAUAAAUCCAUUUUGCACAAUGAGCAUUUCAGUUGUAUAAUUUGUUGAUCUCAAUGUACAAUAAAUCUUAAAUGGUUGAACAGUAAAAAAAAAAAAUAGAGUAUAAUAAUUUUAUUGUAAUUACAACAUGAAAGUGUUUUUUGUUUUAGUUUUUUACAUUCUUUAUUAAACA
This is a messenger RNA of Xyrauchen texanus (razorback sucker), 2932 nucleotides long. Its product is annotated as cysteine protease ATG4C-like. NCBI's taxonomy places the organism in Eukaryota, Metazoa, Chordata, Actinopteri, Cypriniformes, Catostomidae. Gene Ontology annotation, molecular function: protein-phosphatidylethanolamide deconjugating activity. The coding region runs from base 150 to 1550 and encodes 466 amino acids. The record is from RefSeq and is a predicted model, not a curated record. The transcript is spliced from 11 exons.